Myotis lucifugus (little brown bat) is the source of this 2736-nucleotide messenger RNA. Its product is annotated as tigger transposable element-derived protein 1-like. NCBI's taxonomy places the organism in Eukaryota, Metazoa, Chordata, Mammalia, Chiroptera, Vespertilionidae. The coding region runs from base 65 to 721 and encodes 218 amino acids. The transcript has 2 exons. Gene Ontology annotation, molecular function: DNA binding. The record is from RefSeq and is a predicted model, not a curated record. Gene Ontology annotation, cellular component: nucleus.
CUCCCCGCAGCAAGUCUUCAACGUGGACGAGACAGGUCUUUUCUGGAAGCGGCUGCCCGAGCGCAUGCUGCUGGCGCUGGAGGGGGCAGCCAGGCCCGGGCCCAACGCCCCUCAGGACCACCUGACCCUGCUGCUGGGGGCCAACACAGCUGGUGAGUUCAGGCUGAAGCCGCUGCUGGUGUACCCCUCCGAGAACCCGCGCGCCCUCAAGGGCUGCUCCGAGGCCAGCCUGCCUGUGGUCUGGCGCGACACCCAGCAUCUUCCAGGACUGGUUCGCCGGCUGCUUCUGCCCUGCGGUGGAGAGCUACUGCGCCAGCCACCGCCUCCCGCACCGGGCCCUGCUGCUCCUGGACGGCGCCCCCUGCCACCCUCCCACCUGGGCAGCCUCUCCGCCCACGUGCAUGUGGAGUUCCUGCCCAAGAACACGGCCCUGAUCCAUCCCAUGAACCAGGGCGUCAUCGCCGCCUUCAAGGCCCGUUACCUGCGCCGCACACUGGGCCAGCUGGUCCGGGAGAAGGCUGGUGUUGGCCGGCCCUCCACGCGGGAGUUCUGGCGCAGCUAUACCGUCAUGACGGCCGUGGACAACAUCGCCCAGGCCUGGGCAGAGCUGCAGCCCGCCACCAUGAACAGAGCCUGGAGGAAGCUCUGGCCCGAGUGCGUGUCCCCUGGCGCUGUGGAGCCCGACGCCGAGCCCAGAUCCGCCGUGGCAUCGGGGCGCUAGCCAGCCACGGGGGCCUCGGGACGUGGUGGAGGCCGAUGCUGCCCGCCUGUUGCAGACCCGUGUGGACCCCCCACCCUGUGGAACCCCCCAGGAUGCUGAGGAUGGAGAUGCCAGCGGCUCUGGGAUGGCCUGGGAGGCAGGGAAAGGCCUGACCGACAGAAGCCUGGAACUGGCUCUCACCGAGGCUGUGGUGGGUGCAGGGCCGGAGGAAGCUGGUGUGGGUGCGCUGAGCUCUGAGCACCCGGCCCAGCCCUGUCCCAUUUCACCGCUGGCCUGUGGGUCCUCACAGAGAACGGUCCCCCCGGGAGCGCCGCCUGCGGGUGUCCCGGGGCGUCCACUGGGCCCUCGCCCCCUCCGGGAACGGCUCCGGGAAAGGAGGCGGCAGGCUCAGGCCGCGGCCUCGUCAGGAGGCCCUGUGGUGCCGGCCCCACGGGAGUUGGCAGGAAGCCCGAGUUCGCCUCAGGUGGGGCCGACUGGUGGGCGAGUGGCUCAGGCCACAGGCCAUGCAGGACAGACCUCGGCAGCUGGCCUGCAUGAUGGGGGGCCUGGGCCUGGUGUCAGAUGACAUUUUGUUUCUGGAGGACAGACACUGCCACUUCUCACCCAUGGUCCUCGUGUCCUGUGCACUGUGGUCUCUCUCUUCCUUUUUUACAGUGACACACAGCCCACCAGGGUUGGGGCACAGGAGAGUGGUUUUCUCCAACUGGCAGGGGCAAUUUGGGCAUGUGUCCUGACCCGGAAUUGAACCUGGGACUCUUCAGUCCACAGACUGAUGCUCUAUCCACUGAGUCAAAGCAGCGAGGGCUGAUUUUUUUUUUUUUUUUUUUUUGAGAGGAAGAGAGAGAGAAAAACAUGGAUUGGCUGCUUCCUGUAUGUGCCCUGACUGGAAAUCGAACUUGCAGCUUUUUGGUGCACAGGAUGACACUCCAACCAACGGAACCACUUGGCCAGAGUAGCCACUGUGGCUUUUGAUACCAGGGUCCACGUCCUGGAUUUGGAGAUGUUUUCCUCCCUGGGCCUCUGUGGCAUGUUGUGGCUUCUCUCCAGCCUUUGUGACGCAUGGCCUCCGGUCCCAGCUCUGGGAGAUCCAGUCCAGUCCUCGGCUCAGUGGCCACCCCAGAACUGCCUCUCAGUACACUGGCUGCAGCCCAGCCUCUCCCCUCAUUCCAGCCUGUUCUCCUGUCCCCACAUUUUAAAAACAGGUGCUCUGGGGUGUCGACCUGACUCUGCAGGCACACCACAUGGGCCACCAGAUUACAGUCAGCAAGGGAAGGUGUUCCCGUGUUCUAGCUGGAUGAGCAGCGGGGGUGCUGGCGUGCCUGCUGUCCGCUCUGCGCUCCGAAGCUUGCCUCGCACGGAAUUGCCCUGCCAGCGGGUCUUAGCGCUUCCCCAGGACCACAGAGCUCCUCCAUCGAGUGCAAGGCUCGCUCUGCCCGCCUCCACCCUCUCAGCCCCCAGGUGCAGCCCUCAAUGCAACGGGGGCUGAACAUGUUUCGUGGACUCGGCAGGUCCUGGUGGCUCAGGACGGCGCAAAAGAAAUGUCUCCAAGCAAAAUCGACCCAGUUUUCAAGGGAAGACAGAAUUCAACCUUGGAAACCUCCAAACACAGAUGAAAACAGGAUUUGGUUUAGCAUUGAAGGACCUUACUAAGAAGUACUCUGACAAGCUAGAAUGUUGUGGAAAUGAAGUAGAGAAGAUAAUUGAAGAAAGAUGAUGCCAAACAAUUGAGCUUGGCACAGGAAAUGAAAAUGGUAAGACAACAGGAAUGGCUAUAAUUGAGGUAUUUUUACCUCCAUGACUAAGAAAAGAUAGAAGAAUCUCUUGGAAACCCGACUGCACAUCACCAGCAGAGACCUGAGGUCUGAAAUAGCCAAAACCUUUGGAUUUCAGAAAUUAUGUCAAAAUUGUCAUAUUUAAGAAAAAACCUCAACUAGGACUAGGUAUGUUAUGGAAAAGUGUGCAGAAUUUUAAAAUAGAGUUAAUCCUAUAUAAUAAAAGGGUAAUAUGCAAAUCGA